CGCUCCAUCCUCCUUCAACCCUAUAUGGCAGAGGCAAGGAAUCCUCCUUCGCUAUCCCAUUUUUAAAGCCCAGCACACACCUCGAAAUCCUCACUCUCAACACUCUUGCAGCAACAGCAGCAGUUGUUUCUCUCUUCGCCGCUCCAAAGCCAACGAUAAGCCAUGUGUGACGACGACGUUGCCGCUCUCGUAGUUGACAAUGGUUCCGGUAUGUGCAAAGCCGGAUUCGCUGGAGAUGAUGCACCCCGAGCUGUCUUCCCCUCCAUCGUUGGAAGGCCCAGACAUCAGGGUGUGAUGGUCGGUAUGGGUCAAAAGGACAGCUACGUAGGAGAUGAAGCCCAGAGCAAGAGAGGUAUCCUCACUCUCAAAUACCCCAUUGAACACGGUAUCAUCACCAACUGGGAUGACAUGGAAAAGAUCUGGCAUCACACCUUCUACAAUGAACUCCGAGUAGCCCCCGAAGAACACCCCGUCCUUCUUACAGAAGCUCCCCUCAACCCCAAGGCUAACAGGGAAAAGAUGACACAAAUCAUGUUUGAAACCUUCAACACUCCAGCUAUGUACGUCGCCAUCCAGGCUGUAUUGUCCCUCUACGCUUCCGGUAGGACCACCGGUAUUGUGUUGGACUCUGGAGAUGGUGUAUCCCACACAGUACCCAUCUAUGAAGGUUAUGCUCUUCCUCAUGCCAUCCUCCGUUUGGACUUGGCCGGCCGAGAUCUCACUGAUUACCUGAUGAAAAUCCUCACAGAACGUGGUUAUUCUUUCGUCACAACAGCUGAGCGGGAAAUCGUAAGAGACAUCAAGGAGAAGCUUUGCUAUGUCGCUUUGGACUUCGAGCAGGAAAUGGCCACCGCCGCCUCCACAUCCUCCCUCGAGAAGUCCUACGAGUUGCCUGAUGGACAGGUCAUCACCAUCGGCAAUGAGAGGUUCAGGUGCCCCGAAGCUCUCUUCCAACCAUCCUUCUUGGGAAUGGAAUCUUGCGGUAUCCAUGAGACCACCUUCAAUUCCAUCAUGAAGUGCGAUAUUGAUAUCCGUAAGGAUCUCUAUGCCAACACUGUACUCUCUGGUGGCACCACCAUGUACCCAGGUAUUGCUGAUCGUAUGCAGAAGGAAAUUACAUCUCUUGCCCCAAGCACCAUGAAGAUCAAGAUCAUUGCACCACCUGAGAGGAAAUACUCCGUAUGGAUCGGAGGUUCCAUCUUAGCCUCACUCUCCACCUUCCAACAGAUGUGGAUCUCAAAGCAGGAGUACGAUGAGUCUGGACCAUCCAUUGUCCACCGCAAGUGCUUCUAAACAGAACUUGUAUUUAAUUACGUGCGUAAAUAAUCAAUCAAAAAACUGCUCAGUGUUUAUCCUGCUGUUUUUUUUUCUUCAAGAGAACAACUGUCCUUCGAUGAUGCUGUAUAAUAAAGUUUAUUUAUUAAUCUAAUUGAA
This is a messenger RNA of Parasteatoda tepidariorum (common house spider), 1434 nucleotides long. RefSeq names its product actin 403. NCBI's taxonomy places the organism in Eukaryota, Metazoa, Arthropoda, Arachnida, Araneae, Theridiidae. The record is from RefSeq and is a predicted model, not a curated record.